This is a messenger RNA of Drosophila subobscura, 3699 nucleotides long. RefSeq names its product DNA topoisomerase 3-alpha (gene Top3alpha). Gene Ontology annotation, biological process: DNA topological change. Lineage: Eukaryota; Metazoa; Arthropoda; Insecta; Diptera; Drosophilidae. The record is from RefSeq and is a predicted model, not a curated record. Gene Ontology annotation, cellular component: chromosome; nucleus. Bases 59 to 3676 code for a protein of 1205 amino acids. The transcript is spliced from 4 exons. Gene Ontology annotation, molecular function: zinc ion binding; DNA binding; DNA topoisomerase type I (single strand cut, ATP-independent) activity.
GCGGUCUUAUCGACAGCGGUCCUCAAAUUGUUUGAUUUGAUUUUGUUUGCAAUCUUACAUGACAGCGGUUUUAAAAUGUUUACGCUCGGCCCGGUAUGCAGCAACUUUUCGCCACUACGCUAAGCAAACAACAGAAAUGAAAUUUCUCAACGUAGCCGAGAAGAACGAUGCGGCCAAGACAAUUGCCGGCCUGCUCUCAAAUGGGACCGCGUUUCGCCGCGAAGGUUACUCUGUUUACAACAAGAUCUAUGACUUUGAGGCGGCAGUGCGCGGGCAGAAUGCAAAAAUGGUGAUGACUUCGGUGUCGGGCCACCUGAUGCAAUUGGAGUUUCAGGUUUCCUAUCGGAACUGGCGCGUCGUGGAUCCCGGCUCCUUAUUUGAUGCGCCCGUGAGGAAGUCUGUGGGCGAGAGCUAUUUGCCAAUCAAGAAAACCUUGGAGCGUGAGGUUCGUGGCUGUCAGGGACUCAUAAUUUGGACGGAUUGCGAUCGCGAGGGCGAGAAUAUUGGUUUUGAGAUAAUCAAUGUGUGUCGAGCGAUAAAGCCAAAUCUAACUGUUUAUAGAGCCAGCUUUUCGGAGAUAACAACCAUUGCAGUGCGGCGAGCCUUGCAGCAACUGGGUCAGCCGGACAAGCGGCAGAGCGACGCCGUGGAUGUGCGCACGGAGCUGGAUCUACGCACUGGCGCGGCCAUAACUCGCUUCCAGACGAUGCGUCUGCAACGUCUGUUCCCCGAGAAGAUAGCGGACAAGCUGAUUUCGUAUGGAAGCUGUCAGAUUCCGACGCUGGGCUUCGUGGCGGAGCGCUACAAGGAGAUAGAGGCCUUUGUCUCCGAACCCUUUUGGAAGAUUCGAGUGCUCCACACCAUUGAUGACCUGACUGUGGAGUUUAACUGGGCGCGAAAUCGUCUGUUCGAUAAGGAGGCCUGCGAGAAUUAUCUGCUGCUCUGCCUGGCGGAACCCGAGCCCCGCGCCACCGUCGAGAGUGUCACCGUGAAGCCGAAGCACAAGUGGCGGCCCACGCCCCUGGACACUGUCGAAAUGGAGAAGCUCGGCUCGCGGAAGCUCAAGCUGUCGGCCAAGGAGACCAUGACCAUAGCCGAGAAGCUGUACAGCAAGGGCUUCAUCAGUUACCCGCGCACGGAGACGAAUCAGUUCUCCAAGGAGUUCGAGCUGGCACCGCUCGUGCAGCUGCAGACGGGACACAACGCAUGGGGAGCGUUUGCCCAGCGCGUGCUGGACUGGGGACCGAAUCCGCGCAACGGCAACAAAUCGGAUCAGGCGCAUCCUCCCAUACAUCCCACCAAGGCCGCGGACAAUCUGCAGGGCAACGAAGCACGCGUCUAUGAACUGGUUGUGCGACACUUUCUCGCCUGCGUCAGCAAGGAUGCCGUUGGCUCCGAGACUCUCGUGAAUAUAGAUAUCGCGGGGGAGAAGUUCACAGCCAAUGGAUUGGUCAUUCACGAGCGUAACUACCUGGAUGUGUACGUGUACGACAAGUGGAGCGCCAAGCAGAUUCACCACUACGAGCGGGAGCAGCGCUUCGAGCCCACGGAGGUCUCCCUGCACGAGGGAGCCACUACUGCCCCGCCCCUGCUGACCGAGGCGGAUCUCAUUGCGCUGAUGGAGAAGCAUGGCAUUGGGACGGAUGCCACGCAUGCCGAGCACAUCAACACGAUCAAGGAGCGCGGAUACAUUGGGGUCCUGGACAAGGGUGCUCUGGUGCCGGGUGUUAUUGGCAUGGGGCUGUACGAGGGCUACGACGCCAUGGAAUUGGCCCUGGCCAAGCCACAGCUGCGCGCAGAGUUCGAGGCCGAUCUGAAGCUCAUCUGCCAGGGCCAGAAGGACCCGCAGCUCGUGCUCACCGAACAGAUAGCCAAGUACAAGCUCUCCUACCAGCAGAUCACCGACAAGAUCACGGCCAUGGAUGCCAAAAUAUCUGCACGCAUCAACGAGGUGCCAUCGAACGAGCCGGCAGGCGGGAACAAUCAGCAAACGCAGAUGCAGACGCUCUUCCAGUGCCCCAAAUGCGACGAGGCGCCGCUGGCCCUCAAGCCCAAGAAGAACCAGCAGGGCUGGUAUAUCGGCUGCAAUAACUUUCCCGACUGCAAGAACGUCGUCUGGCUGCCAGCGGAGUGCAAGGAGGUCACCGUGCUGGACGAAUGCUGUCCCACCUGUGGCGCUGGGCAUCGCCUGCUCAAGUUCCGCCUGAGCACGCCCUACUACCGGGGCGUCUUCAACACGCCAAGUGGUUGGUACAAGACCUGUUUGCCCUGCGACAGUCUCUUUCGGACCACAUUCAACAUUAAUUUGGACUCUGUGAAACGUGUGGGAGGUAUUGUGGGCACAGCAGGAGGAGCUGGUGGACCCGGCCCUGGCGGUGGUGGCCCUGGCGGUGGUGGUGGCCCCGGUGGCGGUGGUCCUGGUAGAAGAGGUCCUGGAGGUGGCGGCGGCGGUGGCGGACCUUCCAAUGCUGGCGUCGCAAGAGGCAACGGCCCUAAAGAUGGAGCGACCAAACCCAAGAAACCAAAACCCGCCACCCAACCCAAGUCGAAAAAAGCCACAAAAACCACUGGAAGCAUUCGCAGCUACUUCAGCAGUGCCAGCCAACCAGAAAGUAAUGGAGAAAUGGAUGGAUUCUUCGACAGCAACGAUGGAUUCGAAGAGGCCAUGCUGGCGGCCGCAGAGUCCGUUGAGUCGAGCAAUGCUCCGACAGCCACUGGGACUGCAGCAAUUGAUUUUGAUGAUGACAUUGCCGCCGCUUUUGCUGCCGAUGAUGAUGCGGAGUUUGAGGCAUUGGUGAGCACGGGAACAGGCAACACUCGAGGGAAUAGGAAUGCGGCCGAAGAGCUGGACACGAGUCUGUCCUCUUGGAUAAGCAAGCAAUAUGCAGCGGAGGAGAAGCCCAUGCCGUGGGGCAGUCGAGAACGUGCAGCGGUGUCCGCUCCCACGCCUCCUCCGAAACCGGCAGCCAAACGAACGAGAAGGGACAGCGCGGAGUGGGAUACUCCGCCGUCUGUUGCAGCCUCCAACUCGGCAGUGCGCUGCAGCGGUUGUCAUCAGCCAGCACGGCAGCACACGGUGCGUCGCGAUGGACCCAACCAGGGACGGCAGUUCUACAAGUGCCCCAAGCCCAAUGAGUGCCAGUUCUUUCAGUGGGCAGACGAGCUGCCAUCCACAUCCGGGGGAAGCUCAAGUGAAUCAUCGUGGAAGACGAAUCGUGUGACCACGCUGCAGAAUAAUCAACAAAGCUCCUCCCAUCGAGGCACCCAAAUGCGUUCCAACUCCAGCAGCACUGUCACCAUAACCCAAACUAAAACGAGGACAACUCCAGCGCACGGCGAGGAGCAGCUCAAGUGCAACUGCGGCCAGCUGGCCAGCAGUCUGACUGUGCGCAGAGACGGACCCAAUCAGGGCAGACCGUUUUAUGCCUGUCCCACACGGGAGAAGUCUUGCGGCUUCUUCAAGUGGGGCGAUGAGGGUGAUGAGAACGCAGGCACAUCUCGAAACGCGGCCACAGCGGGAGGAUCUGGUUCCGGCGGUACAUAUUCCUGGGGCACGGGCAAUCGUAAACCAUCCGCACCUGCGACCGAAGGCAACAAAACUCGACGCUGCGGUCUGUGCCGCCAGGAGGGGCACACACGCAACAAGUGUCCACGCAAAAGUGACUUUGAUAUGUGAUCGAAACGGAAUAGAUUCGUUUU